Molecule: messenger RNA, 1893 nt
Organism: Bactrocera tryoni
Lineage: Eukaryota; Metazoa; Arthropoda; Insecta; Diptera; Tephritidae
Exons: 3
Coding region: 1-1893 (630 amino acids)
Biological process (GO): ribosomal large subunit assembly
Cellular component (GO): preribosome, large subunit precursor
Molecular function (GO): rRNA binding
Source: RefSeq, a predicted model, not a curated record
AUGUCCUUAGAAGAAGAUCGAAGGACGAAUGCUGUUACUUAUCGCGAACCUUCAAACUCAACAGAUAAGGACUUGGAGGCUAGAGGCAGACGAAAACGAGUCGAAGAGAAUAUGUAUCCCACAGAGAAUGUGUAUCCUUGUACUUUUGAAGGCAACGUUGACAUUACCAGACCUCCGACUGCUCCUUACAUUGAGUUUAGACCAGAAAAUUCAGCGGUAAUAUCCGAAGAGAAUUUGUAUUCUAGAGCUUUUGUAGGCAACGUUAACAUUACCAGACCUCCGCUAGCACUGAGAAGCUCUAAUUAUUAUUAUUACAUGGAAAAUUUACAAAGAGAAGCUGAAUUCUAUAGACGCACUGAAAACUAUACUCACGCCUGGCGGGAUUUAAUGGAAAAAGAAUAUCAAAGGAAGAAUGCUCUUAUUGAUUGCGGACGUCCAAACUCAACUGAUCCAGGUUUCGCUGUUAUUCCUGCAGAGUAUUUGCAUCCUAACACUUAUGAAAACAAUAUGGACCUUAUCAUACCUCCGACAGCUCCAAUAUUGAAUCGCUACAAUAUGUAUAACUUACAAAUAGAGACUGGAUACCACACUAGCGCCACCAUGGAAUAUGGGGUGGGGUUAAUAGAAGAGGAAUAUCGACGGACGAACGUUGCUAUGAAUUGUGGACCCCGAGACUCAUCUUAUCCAGCUUCGGAGUUUUGUCAUUCACGCACUGUACCAAGCUUAUAUGCUAGAGUUGACGUAAACAUUAGUGGAUCUCCAGCUCCGGACACUGAAAAGUCAGACAGCGAGAUUAUUGACGUUUGUGGUUUGUCGAUUUCAAACACUGAAGUUCCAUACACUGAAGAGGUAGACAGCCAAAUUAUUGACGUUUGUGGAUUAUCGAUUUCAAACACCGAAGUUAAAGUAAUAGAAAGUGAUUACAUUGACGUUUGUGCAUUAUCAAGAAGUUUAACGAAAUCCGAGCUUCUUGGUUCUGACGACAGUGAUUGUGAGGUUGGAUCCCCGUUUUCGCCAGAUCAGAAACUUACUUCGACUCCGCAAGCACCACGUCAACGACAUAUUAUGUUGGAGCCAUAUGUUGGCACGCCCACCUCAUCGCAUAGGAGAAUCCGAAGAAGGCGCUUGAAUUUCCAUGAUCCGAAUAUGAUAUACGAGCUGUCGGAUAUUUCCGAUGAUGAGAAUGAAAACGACGAACCGCCAGCGAAAAGACCAGCAAUUGAUGAGGACAUUACACAUAAUGAACCGAUUGCAGAAUGGGUCAAUGAUAUAGUGGAACUGGUACGCGGCGACGGCGCAAGAAUAGUAAUUGAGUAUAGACCGACAACUGUAACUGCUUACCUACACGACAGCAAAACUAUACCCCAUUACACCACUUUCGCCUUGAAAUUCAACUCAGAAUCCCUCUUGCCAACAGAAUCGGAUAAUGAUGACGAUGCUGAUAACGAUGACGAUACCGAUAACGAUGUCGAUAACAAGGAAGAUGACGAUGCCGAUAACGAUGACGAUGACGAUAACGAUACUGAUAACAAUGACGAUAUCGAUAACAAUGACGAUACCGAUAACGAUGCCGAUGCUGAUGACAAUGACGAUGAAGAAUCCGAUAACGAUGACGAUGCCGAUAACGAUGACAAUGCCCACAACGAUGACUAUGCCGAUAACGAUAACUAUGACGAUGCUGAUAACGGUGACGAUACCGAUAACGAUGAAGAUUCCGAUAACGAUGACGAUGCUGAUAACGAUGACGAUACCGAUAACGAUGACGAUACCGAUACCGAUAACGAUACCGAUGACGAUGACGAUACCGAUAACGAUGACGAUACCGAUGCCGAUGAUGAUGCCGAUGCUGAUGACAAUGACGAUGCCGAUGCCGAAGGGAGCCCCACAAGGUGA